AUGAAGGAUGAAGAGGAAGGAGUGAAGGAUGAAGAGGAAGGACUGAAGGAUGAAGAGGAAGGAGUGAAGGAUGAAGAGGAAGGACUGAAGGAUGAAGAGGAAGGAGUGAAGGAUGAAGAGGAAGGACUGAAGGAUGAAGAGGAAGGACUGAAGGAUGAAGAGGAAGAGGAAGGACUGAAGGAUGAAGAGGAAGGACUGAAGGAUGAAGAGGAAGGACUGAAGGAUGAAGAGGAAGGACUGAAGGAUGAAGAGGAAGGACUGAAGGAUGAAGAGGAAGGACUGAAGGAUGAAGAGGAAGGACUGAAGGAUGAAGAGGAAGGACUGAAGGAUGAAGAGGAAGGACUGAAGGAUGAAGAGGAAGGACUGAAGGAUGAAGAGGAAGGACUGAAGGAUGAAGAGGAAGGACUGAAGGAUGAAGAGGAAGGACUGAAGGAUGAAGAGGAAGGACUGAAGGAUGAAUGA
Molecule: messenger RNA, 462 nt
Organism: Knipowitschia caucasica
Lineage: Eukaryota; Metazoa; Chordata; Actinopteri; Gobiiformes; Gobiidae
Source: the annotation of a GenBank genome assembly